AAUCCUUGUAGAGGUUAUGACUUCAAAAUAUGAAUUUCGGACUGUUGGUUAUGGUUGAGGGGAAUAUAGGGUGUGGAAAGUCAACAUUUUUGCGUUACUUUCAGCAGCUUUCUCCUAAAAAUGAAGUCAUGCAUGAACCGCUAUAUUUAUGGAAAGACGCUAGAGGCUAUGAUCUAUUCGAACUUAUGUAUCAUGAUCAACGCCGAUGGUCUGUUCCUUUUCAGGCUCAGGUCCUUGUGACAUUACUAGACCGUCAGUCAAAACCACCAACUAAACCAAUACGCCUAUUGGAAAGGUCAAUCCAUAGCAGUCGGUACUGUUUUACAGAAAAUAUGCACAAUAAUGGGAGUAUUUCAGAUGCUGACUAUGAAGAACUCCUCAAAAUUUUCCAAUGGAUAUUGAAGAAUAAAAGUGGACCAGUAGAUCUAAUCGUAUAUUUACGUGCAAGUCCAACUGUUUGCUUCGAGCGUUUACGUGCUAGAAAUCGUUCUGGUGAAGAAGAUAUUCCUCUUAGAACAGGUCGUCGACCAGGAUUCUCCAACCAACUGCGUCCCGGGUUCCCCUUUCCAGUUGUUUUCAAUUGCUACUCAUUCUCUUGGUGUCUGCCUCCGAUUCUUGACGCUAUGUGUUCCUUAGUCUUCCUCUUCUCAUGGUGAGAGUGGGCAGCCUUACCUGACACCAGUCAUCACUUGGAGUGCAUCUGUGACCUGUCCUCCAUACAGGAAUUUGUAGUGUAGUCGGUCUUAUGAAUUUCGUAUGAUGUUAGUUUGCCUUGCUUAUUCUUGACUGAUCGUUGAUAUGUUGUCUGAUCCUGCUGCUUUCCCAAACCUUUUUGAUGGUCAUGCUGAUCUCUUUAAUUGUUGAUGGGGAAACAACUGUGGGAAGUUCUGUAGGUGCUACUUUGAUGCUCAGUGGGGUUGGUGUAUCCAAAAGUUCUGUAAAAUGUCCGGCCUACUUGUUACUCUGCUCUUGAAUCUUAGUGAUUGGUUUGCCUUGUUUGUUCUUGACUGAUCGCUCUGGUUUACUAUAUUUCCUCUUCAGUUUUUUCGUCGUAUCAUAUAGUUGUCUCAUAUUUCCUUCUAUUGCACCUUUUUCCGUUGCCAUUGGAGUACAUGGCCUGUUAUGUACCUUAAUGGUGUUCUCGUGGCGUUCGAGUUGCUUGAUGUGCUAAGGGAAAUAGGGUAGCGCAUGACGCUAUUGUUGCCUGUUAGAUGCAAAGCGUGUUAUACGCUAUGUGCAUGUGCUUUUCUCCGUUAUUCUUCCUUAUGUAAUACAUCAUGGCUUUAAAACUUAUAGAUGUAUGCGAUUAUGUUUUCAGUUUUUAAGUGAUUAUGUGAUGCACAUUUUAUUCACACUGUUCUUUAAGUUUAUGAUGUACUGUGUGUACGUAUACCCAUUCGAAGAAUAUAUCACUAAACAUUUCGGUUUCUUUGUUAUACAGAAAUACCUUGAAGAUCUGCAUGAAUUACAUGAAGCUUGGUUAAUUAAACGCCGUUUCGGUCAGCUACCUGCUCCUUUAUUAGUAUUCGACUGUAAUGCACCAUUGCCUGAACUUUUAUCAACCUAUCGGUCGCAUAGAGAACAAGUUAUGUGCGGCGUUGAGGCAUGAUUAAAGGAGUUUUAUACUGUUAAAAACGAGCUAUUAAAUUUCUGUUAUUUGUAUUUCGCUCUUUUAUUCAAGGCUCAGAAUUGUGUACAGAAUUGCAAGUACUUUUUACAUUUCAUUUUUACAUGUUUGUGUGUUUUCAAGUUUUUAACAAAACAUACUAUGUAUUAUAUAUGUUCUCAAAAUAUCUGUAAUAUAUGCUUUCGCCAUGCAAUUUUUCGG
Schistosoma haematobium is the source of this 1828-nucleotide messenger RNA. RefSeq names its product Thymidine kinase 2, mitochondrial. Gene Ontology annotation, cellular component: cytoplasm; mitochondrion. NCBI's taxonomy places the organism in Eukaryota, Metazoa, Platyhelminthes, Trematoda, Strigeidida, Schistosomatidae. Gene Ontology annotation, molecular function: deoxynucleoside kinase activity. The record is from RefSeq and is a predicted model, not a curated record. The coding region runs from base 30 to 656 and encodes 208 amino acids. The transcript has 8 exons.